Messenger RNA from Durio zibethinus, 591 nucleotides. RefSeq lists its product as uncharacterized. The record is from RefSeq and is a predicted model, not a curated record. Lineage: Eukaryota; Viridiplantae; Streptophyta; Magnoliopsida; Malvales; Malvaceae.
AUGGACAACCGACACCGCCACCGGCAUCCUUUAUUAGACACAGAUGACACCCACAGGCCAGGUGACUAUGAUCAUCAUGCCAAGUCAUUGACUAUUCAUUGCAAAUCAACAAAAGUGGUUCUCCCAAGCGGGGAAAUCAUACAAUUCAAUGAACCCAUCAAAGCCGCUGAGCUCAUGCUUGAAACACCAAACUUCUUCCUCGUAAAUUCUCAAUCCCUCAAGCUCGGCUGUAGGUUUUCUCCUCUCAAUGCAGACGAAGACUUAGAGUUGGCCAACGUCUACGUCAUGUUUCCAAUGAAGAGAGUGCACUCUACGGUGACAGCAGGUGACAUGGAAGUUUUGUUUCUUGCUGCAAAUUCGGCUGCCAAAAAGGGUUUUGAUGGAAAGAUAAGUAUCUUGCCAGAAGCAGCUGAAGAGGUUAAUUUACAGGAUGUUUCAAUGGGAAAUGAGGAGAAAAAAGCAAUGCCGAAGCUUAACUUGGAUGAUAUUGAAGAGUUUUCAACUCUAGAGUUCAUGCAUAGAUUAUCCAUGUCAAGGUCUAAAAAACCAUUGCUUGAAACCAUAGCCGAAGAGCCUGUUUGUGCCAGAUGA